Galendromus occidentalis (western predatory mite) is the source of this 532-nucleotide messenger RNA. RefSeq names its product 60S ribosomal protein L22. Gene Ontology annotation, cellular component: ribosome. The transcript is spliced from 4 exons. NCBI's taxonomy places the organism in Eukaryota, Metazoa, Arthropoda, Arachnida, Mesostigmata, Phytoseiidae. The coding region runs from base 55 to 483 and encodes 142 amino acids. Gene Ontology annotation, biological process: cytoplasmic translation. The record is from RefSeq and is a predicted model, not a curated record. Gene Ontology annotation, molecular function: structural constituent of ribosome; RNA binding.
UGUGAGCAUCGUCUGCGCUUUGUGGAGCCUUUCCGUUCGGAGGACUCGUCCGUGAUGGCCGCCGCUAAACCCGCAAGGAAGCCCGUCAAGAAGACCAAGAAGGGGGUCUCCGGCACCGGCAAGAAGGUCGGAGGCAAAAAGGGUCAACUGAAGUACUUCGUUGACUGCGCCCACCCCGUCGAAGAUGGCAUCAUGAAAGUCAGCGAGUUCGAGGCCUUCCUGAACAGCAGGAUCAAGGUUAACAACAAGACCAACAACCUUGGCAAGGACAUCGUCGUGUCCCGCGAGAAGAACAAGAUCCUCAUAACCUCGAACAUCGCGUUCUCUAAGAGGUAUUUGAAGUAUCUCACCAAGAAGUACCUGAAGAAGGCCGGCGUUCGCGACUGGCUCCGUGUCGUUGCGACCACGAAAGACGCCUUCGAGCUCGUGUACUACAAGGUGCCCAACGAAGACGAGGGCGAGGAAGAAGAGGGAAACGAAUAAAGUGUUCGAAUCAAUAAAAACAGAACGCUGUCUCUCUCGUCAGAAACAA